GAACCUGCUACUGGUUUCCCAGUCCACACACACAUACACACGCUCAGCCGCAGUCAGACAGAUCGUCUCUCCGCCGAAACGGCAGCAGGAAAAGCAAACUCUCCGCUAAGAAACUGGCAACAACUGUCGCAGAAGAGGUCGACGCGAUGUCACACACGACAUGCUACGGUUUAGCCUAAGAAGACAGCUAACAAUAAGGAAGAGACUGCUGAAAGUGGAUGAACUGUGACAGCAGCUGGAGAAAUUUUGUGGACUGCACGUGGAAAGCUACGCUGAAACAUAGGUUGGGACCAUGGGACCUAGAAGGCCGCUUGACUCAGAUUAGCUUAAAGAGUGGAUCUCGGCCUCUCCACUUUAACUGUUCACCAGCUGCUCACUCCUGCCUACUUCAGAGAUGAGUGCCAAGUCCGCCAUCAACAAGGAGGUCUUCAUACCACAUGAUGAGAAGAUGCUUGCCGCUGUGCAGGUAAAGAGGAGGACCAAGAAGAAGAUCCCCUUCCUGGCCACUGGUGGUCAGGGUGACUACAUGACCUUCAUCUGCCUCUCAGUGACAAAUAAGAAACCUUCCCACUUAUCCAUCACUAAGGUGAAGCAGUUCCAAGGAUCUUCUGCCUUCGUAAAAAGGUCACAGUGGACAAUGGACCAGCUACGGCAGGUCAACGGCAUUGACCCGAACAAAGACUGUCCAGAGUUCGACCUGAUGUUCGAAAAUGCUUUUGACCAGUGGGUUGCUGGUUCAGCAGGAGAGAAGUGCACCUUCAUCCAGAUUCUUUACCAUACUUGCCAGCGUUACAGCUCAGCGCGGAAACCAGAGUUCGUCAACUGCCAGUCCAAACUACUCGGGGAAGACCAAGCUGUAGAUUCAGUCAUUUUCCGUUGCAAGGUCUAUUUGAACAGAAUGAGGAAAGAAUUUGUUGCACACCACGGUCAUCUACUAAGACGAGGUAACAGUAUACUACACUCAGCUGCAGACAGUGUGACGAGUGCUGUACAGAAGGCCAGCCAGGCUCUGAAUGAGCGUGGCGAGCGAUUAGGUCGGGCUGAAGAUAGGACUGCAGACAUGAUGAACAGUGCCGAACAGUUCGCUGUCACUGCGCACAAGCUUGCCAUGAAGCACAAGUGUUAGACCACUGCCAAAACCAACUAGGGGGGUGGGGAUCAACAAUCGUCGCUGUACAGGAGAAGGAUUCCAGAUGUUAUUCUUUUUAAAACUUUUUAAUAUGAUUACUUAACAAUGUUAACAUAUUGUUUUGAGUUAUUGUAUUCUGGUGCAUCUAAUGAUGGUGACCCAUCGAGCGGGGGCUUAACAACGCUACUGUCUGCAGAAUGUUUCAUGCUUCUGUUUGCCAAAAAAAAAGUUACAAGGCACAGCCAUGACUGUAUUUGAUAACCACAGCCACUCAAAACACCUCCCCUUUUGAUAUGCCCAGACGCUAAUGUGACCACACACAUGCUCACAAGUCAUUAUCAAAAACCAAGACAUGGAACAUCUAGUCUCACAGGUUAUUAAUUGUUGAGGGUUAUUUAUUAGCACUGCAGUGAUUAUGAUGGAGUUUGAUUCAUGAGUGACAGACCCUCUCACAGGUUACACAGGUGUGACUUUGGAUUGGGUAGCAGUAUACUAUAUAUAUAUAUAUAUAUAUAUAUAUAUAUAUAUAUAUAUAGGUGUGGGAUAUCAGAUGAAAGAAAUAAUCACAUCUGUGGAGAAAACAACAUUAACUCUACCCCUGAACAUCAAUAAAUUCAAAAGUAUUUAUUUUCAAUUGAAUGUGUCCUCUCUUUUGAUUCUUGAACAUUGCAGUCUUUUAAUCUGUUAUGUCCAUCAUUUCAAAAUGUACAGUAUUAGUCAAAAUGUUUUCAACAUUUUAACAGCGAAAUAUUUUAUUCCUUUGUUUGACUUGUUUACCAUUAAAAAGCAACCAAAACUACAUGGAAUACAGUUGCCAACAGUUUUUGAAAUGCACUUGAAGUUUUAAACUCUGUUUUGAAAAUAAGCUUUUUAAGUAUAAUAAUUUAUGUUAAGGGGAGUGGGGGGCAAUUCAGUAAACCAACUUCUGCAUUGUAAAAAGCAAAACAUGUAAUUCUUCUAGUACUAUCUCACUGUCUGUAGAGCUCAUUUGUGCAUGGGAUGUUUCAAAUUACUCCCAGCUGUAAUUCAAUUGUAAACAUUCAAUAGCCAUAUUUUAUUGUUUUUGAAUAAUUUGGGUUGGUCAAUAUCAAGAUGUAUAUACCAAUAGGUAUAGGACACAAUGUUUCAAAUGUGACUGUAACUUUGACUUCCUCACUGGUAAGAUACCGCCCUCACAAUCGAGAUGUAUUUGAUUCUUUUUAUAUUUUGAAUUUUAUAAUUCAUGACGUUACAAUGCACCGACAACCUUAUCUUGAGUUGAGUUCAUACUGAAACUUUCAAGUUGCCUAAAUGUUACUGUGCUUGUAUUCCUCUCUCUAACACUUUGGAUGUUUAUUGUUUUAAUAAAAAUAUAUAUAUACACACACAUAGUGUCCUUUUUUAUAACCAGCUUUAACAAUUCUAUCAAACAUUGGAAUCAGAAGUUGCACAUUUGGGUGUUCUUUGAUUGUUAUUGCAUUUGUGUGUUUUAAUCACAUGGAUUUUCUCUACUCAUGAACAAUAAGCUGCCAAAAGCUUAAAGUGUCUAAAGGGUCUUUUUGUCACUUUCUCUGUCUGAUAUGCUUAUUUUCACUUCAUUCUUGAACUAUGCUCAUGUCACACUUAUCCCAAGUCUCUAUAAUACUGUAAGGUGUAAAAUAAAGUCCAAUCAAAAUAAAA
Molecule: messenger RNA, 2788 nt
Organism: Micropterus salmoides (largemouth bass)
Lineage: Eukaryota; Metazoa; Chordata; Actinopteri; Centrarchiformes; Centrarchidae
Gene: stxbp6
Product: syntaxin binding protein 6 (amisyn)
Exons: 8
Coding region: 395-1126 (243 amino acids)
Biological process (GO): Golgi to plasma membrane transport; exocytosis; regulation of SNARE complex assembly
Cellular component (GO): plasma membrane; exocyst
Molecular function (GO): phosphatidylinositol-4,5-bisphosphate binding
Source: RefSeq, a predicted model, not a curated record